Molecule: messenger RNA, 1969 nt
Organism: Heterotrigona itama
Lineage: Eukaryota; Metazoa; Arthropoda; Insecta; Hymenoptera; Apidae
Source: the annotation of a GenBank genome assembly
AUGAAACUCAGCACUAUCGUGAUUAAAUUUCAAACUUCUAAUAGUAAAGUAGUUCAACUAUCAAUAGUUUUAUUCUUUUUUAAAAAAUUCGUGUAUCUAUAUGCACUAUGUAUGUUGUGCAAAAUUUGAAGAUUAUUAUAUCCUCACUGUUUUUAUCAUGUUAUUACAUAUUUACUAGAUGUUUUUCCACUAAAUGUAAUAUUAUAUACUAAAUAUUAAGCAUAAUAUAUUUUGUACGUUCUACAUAUAUUUCCAGAAUUUAUUAAUUUAUUUUAGUAAUAUUCGUGUAUUAAUCUAAAUCCACAUAUGCUAUAAUGUACAUUGACGUAAAUAAUGUUGGAUAUCGAAUGCUUUUCAAAAGAAAGUUCUUGAUGGAUAGCCGAAGACGUCGAAACAUAUAGAGAUAAGAAUGAAGAAGUUUAAAUGAUUUAUUGAAUGAGAUUACUCAAUCGUUUUAAUUAAUAGUUCAUUAUGAUUGAACAUUUCUUUUUUUUUAUUUUUAUUUUUUAUUUUUUUUUUUAUUUUUUAGACUGGCAGGCUGGAUUUUAACGCUAGCAGAGUGACUGGACACACUGGACCGGUUCUGGACAUUAAAUGGAAUCCGUUCAACGAUAACAUCAUUGCUUCCUGUUCCGACGACUGCACUAUAAAACUAUGGCACAUCCCUGACGGUGGAUUGUCGCGAAAUUUGACCGAGUGGUUGGUGGAGUUGCAAGGUCAUAAACGUCGUGUCGCCUACAUAGAAUGGCACCCCGUUGCUGAGAACGUGCUAUUUAGCGCUGGUUUCGAUCAUCUUGUUAUCGUGUGGGACAUAAAUAAAGGAGAAGCCGUCAACGUGAUCGAUAGGCAUCCUGAUGUGAUCUAUAGCAUAUCGUUGAAUCGUGACGGUAGCUUAUUAGCAACGACGUGCAAGGAUAAGAAAUUGAGAGUUUUCGAACCAAGAUCUGGCAUUGUGGUUUCUAAAACUAAGAGUAAUUCUAUUGAUCAUCAACAGGAAGGGAUUUGCCACGCUGGGACAAAGGCCAGCAAAGUCGUUUUCCUUGGCAGUUCUGGACGUCUUCUUACGACAGGUUUUAGUCGUCACUCUGACAGACAGUAUGCCAUUUGGAGUCAGCAUGAUUUGAACGUACCGCUGACAUGCGAGACUAUUGACUCUUCCAGUGGAGUAGUUUUCCCAUAUUAUGACAAUGACACUAAUAUGGUGUACUUGGCGGGAAAGGGUGACGGUAAUAUUCGAUACUACGAGGUAGUAAACGAAGCACCCUGGAUGCAUUAUCUCAGUCAGUUCAUCUCUGGGAAUCCUCAAAGGGGAUUAGGCGUAAUGCCGAAGAGAGGCGUUAACACAGCUAUCUGCGAAGUGUUCCGAUUUUACAAACUGCACGCGACUCGAGGAAUGUGCGAGCCGAUAUCCAUGAUAGUUCCUCGAAAGAGCGAUCAAUUUCAAGAGGACCUGUAUCCUGAUACGAUAGGCACCUGUCCGGCUUUAUCAGCCAGGGACUGGAUAAGCGGCAUGAACAGUCCACCGAUCUUAAUUUCUCUGAAAACCGGCGGUAGCAUUACCACGCACAAGCCACGCGUGUACAAGCCACCGCAACUUCCACCGACAACCGACUUGAAUAAUAAAAAGAAAUUCGCCUUUCUAUCUACCGAGACCGUGCCGGAUUACAGGCCGAUCGAGUUCCACGAUAUGUCGGAGAAAAGCCAGAAAACGUCCAGCAAUCAGAGCACCAAGUUUCAACAGUUGCAACAAAAAUUCGGCAACGUUGUGCUGCAGAAGAAUAUCAUUUCCACGCCGUUGAACGAUAACAAGGUCUUGGAGAACGUGGACAUUCCUAAUAACGAGGCAGAACUGAGAUUAGCAUUCGCUCGUCAGACUGACGAGCUGAGAUUGGUACGCAGGCAGCUAGCAAAUAGUCAGUUACGCGUGAAAGAGCUGGAGGAGCAGAUACGUAAGCUCCAGCGUCAGUGA